Oikopleura dioica is the source of this 489-nucleotide messenger RNA. NCBI's taxonomy places the organism in Eukaryota, Metazoa, Chordata, Appendicularia, Copelata, Oikopleuridae. The record is from the annotation of a GenBank genome assembly.
AUGUCGAUAAGUUUAGUCAAAAUGGCGAAGGAAUAUCAGGGUGAUGAUAAAGAAGACCAAUUGUUGGUUAUGAAUAAUUUUGACGGCUACAUCCGAACAUUUUCUGAAAAGGAUUUGAAAUACGGCCAUGACGAGGUUAUGAAGGCGCAUUCACCGAUAAGCGAGAAAUACAAACGAGAUUACGCCGAAUGGGAAAAAUUAAAGCUUUCAAAGUCAACACAAGUUGUUCCAAAUAAUAUCAAACUUGAAAGUGCGUUCGCACUUUUAAAACACAUUCAGGGAACUGACGCCACAUCUCUACCAAGGAGAAUUUAUAGAAGAGCCGCAGCAGCACAAAGUGGCACUGCCAAAUGGUUCAUUAAAGAACUCGAUGAUGAAGAACAAAAAGAUCUCAUUCAGCGAGCAAUGAGAGAAAAAGAAGAAGUUAACAAGGAAGACAGUCGUCUCAACAAAGAAGAAAAAAUGACAUAUUUGCCGGUUGAAGAAUAA